Messenger RNA from Sipha flava (yellow sugarcane aphid), 1718 nucleotides. RefSeq names its product frizzled-1-like. Gene Ontology annotation, biological process: non-canonical Wnt signaling pathway; canonical Wnt signaling pathway. Gene Ontology annotation, molecular function: Wnt receptor activity; Wnt-protein binding. The transcript is spliced from 3 exons. Gene Ontology annotation, cellular component: plasma membrane. The record is from RefSeq and is a predicted model, not a curated record. The coding region runs from base 129 to 1313 and encodes 394 amino acids. Lineage: Eukaryota; Metazoa; Arthropoda; Insecta; Hemiptera; Aphididae.
AAACCGAACAUAAAACAUACGCGACCGUGUCGGGAUUGUCGUGCGUAGCGCGUUCCGUCGGGAAUCACGAUUUUUUUUUUUCGAAUUUCACGAUCGCGAUUAUCGUUACGUUCUCCGAUCGGGACGAGAUGGCGACACGACGACCGCGGUACGUCCAUUGGGUCGCGGUGCUGCUGCUGCUGGUGCCACCGUCGCCGGUCGGCGGUACGUGCCAGCCGAUCGCGAUACCGUUCUGCGCGGGCCUGCCGUACGCCGAGACGGCCGUGCCCAACGUGUUGGGUCACGCGUCCCAGACCGAGGCCGGCUACGAGGUGCACGGAUACGCGUGGCUGUGGAACGUGCGGUGCUCGUACGACUUGAAAACGUUCCUGUGCGCGGCGUUCGCGCCCGCGUGCACGGCCGCCGGCGAGCCCGCGCCCCCGUGCCGGCCGCUUUGCGAGUCCGCGCGCAACGGCUGCGAGCCCAUGAUGGCCGCGUCGCUGUGCCAUCUGGUCGUGGCCGCGUCGUACCUGGUCGGCUGCUUGUCCGGCGGCCGCGUCGCGUGCACCGGCCGCGGCCUGAUCGUGCGGGGCGCGCGCCACCACCCUCGGUGCGCCGCGCUGUUCGUGGCCACGUACUUCUUCGGCACCGCGUCCGCCGUCUGGUGGAUCUUGCUGUCGCUCGCCUGGUUUCUGGCCGCCGGGCUCAAAUGGGGCCGCGAGGCCAUCGACGCCAAAACGCGUUAUUUCCAUUUAGCCGCGUGGACCGUGUCGGCCGCGCAGACCGUCGGGGCGCUGGUUCUGGGCGAGAUCGAGGGUGACGUUUUGUCCGGCGUCUGUUCGGUGGCCGUCUGGAGCGAAGACACCGUCGCGAGAGACAUGGUGCUGAUCCCUCGAACGAUUUACCUGGUCGCGGGCGUCGCAUUUUGGACGGUCGGCUUCGUGUCCCUGUUCCGGAUCAGAAACGUGAUGGGACGAGAUGGCGCACGCGGCGCGGACGGGUUGGAAAAGUACAUGGUGCGCAUCGGCAUCGUCAACGUGCUGUACGUGGUGCCCGCCGCCGUUCACAUCUUGUGCUUGGUCUACGAGCACGUCAACGUCGGCACCUGGACCGCCUGUCGGCAUUCGAACCACGCGCCGGAAUGCCCGUCCACCGAAAUCCACGGCCCGGGCGCGAGCCCUAACCUCGAGGUGUUCAUAGCUAAAUAUAUCGUUUCAUUACAAGUCGGUGUCACGUCAUGCGUUUGGACGUGUUCCGGUAAAACUUUGAAUAAUUGGCAACGGCUCUUGGCACGCGUUCCGCGUAACCCGGUCGAAUCCGAAACCCGUGUUUGAUUCCAAUUCGAUUCCGGAUCGUCGGCGUCUGAAUAAUUGUGUGUGUGUCAUUUUGUUUUCUCUUCGAUUGCGAUUUAUCGUGGCGACCCGAUGAAUUCCUUUUUUUCCAUUCCAUUGCAAUCGAUCAGUAUCAACGUGUUAGUGUUAAAAUGCAAUACCAAAAAACACGCUUAUUGCGUGACCAUUAUCGGCAUUGCCAAGUUCAUGAACACUACGGUUUUUUAUCGCAAAUAAAUGUUAGUUAUUACAACUGGUUUUAAAAUAAUAUUUAAAAAAUAAUUUGAAAUUCUACCGGGUUACUUACAUAAUAUUAUUAAGUAUUAAUAGUUCUGCUAAGUUAUAUUGUAUCACCUAUUAGUAGUUGUUUUGUAAUUGUAUUAUUAUUCUUACCAAACUCCGUUGUUA